This is a messenger RNA of Aspergillus luchuensis, 873 nucleotides long. RefSeq lists its product as uncharacterized. Bases 1 to 873 code for a protein of 290 amino acids. The transcript has a single exon. The record is from RefSeq and is a predicted model, not a curated record. Lineage: Eukaryota; Fungi; Ascomycota; Eurotiomycetes; Eurotiales; Aspergillaceae.
AUGCUAGUACACAAGCUGAACAUGCCGCUUUCCCUACUGCCCAAGUGGCUAUAUAUUGAAUGCCCCUUCCAUUUACUUUCCCACCAACUCAACUGUACACUAGGAGCAGGCCGUGACAGCAGCACCACUUCCCCUGGAGGAAGACCUUCACCCCAUUCCUUUCACUUCACUUCCAACACUUUACCCCCAUCACUUUUCCCUGUUCCCUUGUCCCCAUUCACUUCCUGCCUCUCGCUUCCCUUGGCUCGCACUUUCUCCCUUCCUCCUCCGCCUUCCCUCCUUUAUAAUCCCUCUCCUCCCUCCUCCCUCCUCCCAGCUCUCUUCUUUCCUCAACCUUGCCUACUCAUCGCUCUUUACCCAUCCAUCUGUCUACGCCCAUCUUUCCUUAGGCGGCUACGCCCAUAUGCGACACUGCCCAUACGCAACAAAGCCCAUACGCAGCACCGCCUAAGGCUCCCCACUGUAAACCCCCCUACCUGGCUUUCAGCCAUCAUCCAGAGACAUCCUGUGGGAGACUUCCUCCAGUCAGGUAAGUUUGAAAUCUGCUUUCAAAGCUACUCGUCUCUGGACCUGCUCGAUGAUGAUUUCAUUCCAGGGUCUUGCGUGCCUGGUCUUCUGAGAGCAGGUUACUUUUCUUCUAUAACCCCUCUGCUUAUCAAUCCCUUUCUUUCUCACCCACACGGUGCCUGUUCUGAGUUGAAGUUUGUUGUCAAUCGGGUUCUGCUGGGCAGCAGUCGGAGGUCUAUGCUUAGGCCUUCAGAGCUUUUUAUGCUUGAAAGACGUCCACUCAGACCUAUCGUGAGGUUCACAUCUACUUCUCGGGGUCUUGAGGUAGGUUCAAUACUUUCCGCCUCUGUGACGGUGAUCAUAUGA